Messenger RNA from Harpegnathos saltator (Jerdon's jumping ant), 1826 nucleotides. Its product is annotated as fatty acyl-CoA reductase 1. The transcript is spliced from 9 exons. Lineage: Eukaryota; Metazoa; Arthropoda; Insecta; Hymenoptera; Formicidae. Bases 55 to 1557 code for a protein of 500 amino acids. Gene Ontology annotation, cellular component: peroxisome. The record is from RefSeq and is a predicted model, not a curated record. Gene Ontology annotation, biological process: long-chain fatty-acyl-CoA metabolic process. Gene Ontology annotation, molecular function: alcohol-forming very long-chain fatty acyl-CoA reductase (NADP+) activity.
AAGCGCAUUACAACAGGUCUAUUCAUUACUAUUGUUGGUUCGAACCUGAAGACAAUGGAAUCGUCUAUACACAUACAGGCUUUCUUCGCUGGUCGUAGUAUAUUUAUAACGGGUGCAACGGGUUUUAUGGGAAAAGUGCUUAUUGAAAAAUUGUUACGAUCCUGCCCCGACAUUGCCAAAUUGUACCUGUUGAUGCGGCCGAAGAAAGGAAAUGGAAUUAACGAUAGGCUAAAAAAAUUGUUGAAUAAUGCGCUGUUCGAUAAACUAAGAACCGAGCGACCAUCUACUUUUGACAAACUUGUUCCCGUGAUGGGCGACGCAACUUCUGUCGGUUUAGGCUUACUGCCCGCAGAUAGACAAAUGCUAAUCGACAAAGUGUCCGUGAUAUUCCACAUUGCGGCGAGCGUAAGAUUCGAUGACAGCUUGAAAGACGCGAUUUUUGCCAACACCAGGUCAACGAGGGACGUUUGCAUCUUGGCUUGCAGUAUGAAGAAAUUAGCGGUGCUGCUGCACGUCAGCUCGACGUAUGCUCAUAUCGACAAACCCGUCAUCGAUGAGGUUCUGUAUCCCGCGGAGGUGGAUUGGAGGCGAGUGAUCGAGAUUGCCGAGACUAUCGAUGAGCAUGUCCUGAAAAUGCUGACGGCGAAAUACAUAGGAGCGAUGCCAAACACCUACAUCUUCACGAAAAGGCUGGCGGAGCAAGUGAUAAGCGAUUAUGCCGAGUCAUUGCCUUGCGUUAUCCUGCGGCCUUCAAUAGUCAUAUCGACAGUAGAAGAACCAAUAAAAGGGUGGCUAGACAAUUUUAAUGGCCCUUUUGGGAUGUUAAUAGGUGCUGCUAAGGGUAUCUUGCGUGUGACUUACGCCAAUCCUGUCAUCAAAAAUGACUUCAUACCAGUCGAUCUAGCCAUCAAGAUAAUGAUAAUAGCGUCUUGGGUCCGCGGGCUUAAAACCAUCUCCGAGGAUAAGACAGUUCAUGUUUACAACUGCUCGGCGGACCAAACGAAGGCAAUAACUAUCAUGCAAAUGCAGCAAAUGGGUCUCGAUAUUCUGAAAGAUAUUCCAAUGGAGAAUACUUUUUGGAUUCCAAAUACGAUGUUAACUAAGAACCGUUUGGUAUAUUACAUUCUGAUGCUACUGCUGCAUAUCUUCCCUGCUAUAUGCAUAGACACUAUUAUCAAAUUGUACGGAGCACGUCCGAUGCUACUAAGAUUGCAAAGGACAGUAUACGUGUCGAAUAGUGCCCUGUCGCAUUUUCUGUUGAAUGAAUGGUCCUUCAAAAAUGAUAAAUGUCGUGACUUAAUCGAUAAUCUUAACACCGAGAACAAAAAAUAUUUCGGAUAUAAUUAUAUGGAUAUUAACAUACGAGAAUAUUUAAGGAAUGGACUUAUCGGAACGAAACUUUAUUUACUACAUGAAAAUAAUCUGGAAGCGGCUAAGUUACAUCGAAAGAGGAUGGUAUGGCUUCAAAGAAUAAUCAUGAUAAUGUUCACAAUAUUUAUUUUGUGGAUACUUCAACGUAAAAAUAUACUGGCCCACAUUUUAAACGUAUAUGUAUAAUAAAUAUUUGAUAUGUUCUAAACUACUCCGAGAUUAUUCGCAAUUAUCGAUAAACUACAGAAUACUUUAAGAAUCAAAAAUUGAUAUUCUAACGAUAAAUACUUAGCCGCUCAAAUAUGAUCAUUUUUCCUGUGUCGUUAUUGACUAUUCAUUUCCGAUCAUAGGUACACAAAAACUUGCGUUUGUUUCAGAACUUUGACCGUUUACAUCGCUUACUUAUGUUGUCUGUCGAGAACAUAUUUAAUAUUUCGUUCUUUGUAACUUGAUGA